Benincasa hispida (wax gourd) is the source of this 1061-nucleotide messenger RNA. RefSeq names its product Late embryogenesis abundant (LEA) hydroxyproline-rich glycoprotein family. Gene Ontology annotation, biological process: defense response to other organism; response to desiccation. NCBI's taxonomy places the organism in Eukaryota, Viridiplantae, Streptophyta, Magnoliopsida, Cucurbitales, Cucurbitaceae. The record is from RefSeq and is a predicted model, not a curated record.
AAGAAGAAAAAUUAAAAUUAAAGUUAAUGCAGCCUUAUAAAUGAUUAAUAUCGUCGGUGACCGUCGUCCUUCCAAACAGUGGCUUCAGUCGGCCACGCGAUCUCCUUGGUCGCAAUCCGUCAAUUGAGUUCCAUUCCCAAUUCAACAUAAUUCCUCUUUUCCAAUUCUACCCUCCUCCGACCAUGAUCUCUUCUGUCCAUAGUGGGGCUAUUACCGUCAUUUGGUAUUCCCACUCUGUCUCCACAGCUAUCUUUCCAUUUCCUUCAAUUCCUUUAACUUUACUUUCUCAAAGUCUCGGUAAAUCCCUCACCUACCUAUUCCACCUUCCUUCCUCCGGCAAAGAAUAUGGGGAAAAAGCGUAACUGGAGCUGGAGCUCCGCCCUAGUCGGAGCGGCGUCGGCAAUUGCAGCGACGGCGAUAGUUUCCGCGAAGCCCAAGGACCCCACCUUCCACCUGAUCUCAAUAAAAUUCACUUCCUUCAAGCUGAAGCCACCGGUGGUGGACGCCGAGCUCAUCCUGACCGUCCACGUCACCAACCCCAACGUAGCUCCCAUCCAUUACUCCUCCACCGCCAUGUCCAUUUUCUACGACGGUUCCCUCCUGGGGUCGGCCCAGGUCGAUGCCGGUUCGCAGCAGCCCCGAUCCUGUCAGGUCCUCCGACUUCCGGCCCGGCUCGAUGGCCUGAAAUUGGCCCACCACGGCAGCCGGUUCAUCUCCGACGUGGCUAAGCGAGAGAUGAUUCUGGAUGCGAGUGUGGACAUUGGGGGUUUUGCCAAAGUGCUGUGGUGGAGUCACAAAUUCAAGGUCCACGUGGACAGCCAUCUGACCGUUGAUCCCGUCUUCCUUGAUGUCCUUGAUCAGGAAAACACUUCUCAACUUGAGCUCUUUCUUACUUAAUCAAUUAGCUUUUUUUUAUGAUAUUAAUGGAUUUUUGGUACACAAAUUCAUAAUCAUACUCCCCUGUUUUAUUAUGCUAAAUUAAGUAUCAUUUUCCUCAUGUUUUUGGUUAGUUGUGGGAAUAGAAUUGAUCGAUUGAAUGAAAAAUCAUAAAUUUUCUUCCA